AUGACCUCUGAUUUGCCUCAGGAUUUGUUUUUGGGCUUUGACUUGUCCACUCAACAGUUGAAGGUGAUUGUCACCGACACUGACUUGAAUGCUCACAAAACCUAUGCUGUGGGAUUCGAUGACUAUUUCAAAGAAAAGUACGGCAUCAAGAAAGGCGUUCUUACUGAUGAUGAGGAAGGUGAGAUUUUGUCUCCAGUAAAAAUGUGGUUGGAAGCUGUAGACACCGUGUUUGGACUCAUGAAGGAGGAUGGGUUUCCAUUCAAGAAUGUGAGAGGUAUGAGCGGCUCUGGAAUGCAGCAUGGAUCUGUUUACUGGUCAAAUGAUUCUCAUAGGGCUCUUGAGCACUUGGGUGACGCCCUGUCCUUGUUGGAAGGUUUAAAGGAUGCCUUUGCAGUUGAGACUUCGCCUAAUUGGCAAGAUCACUCUACUGGGCAAGAAAUCGAGGCAUUCGAGAAGGUUACAGAUGGUCCUGACCAUCUUGCAGAGAGAACCGGCUCAAGAGCUCACUAUAGAUUCACUGGCCUACAGAUUCGUAAAAUCGCUGUCAGGAAGGCGCCUGAUAUCUACAAGAAAACCAGUCGCAUCUCGUUGGUAUCGAGUUUUUUGGCCUCUGUGCUUUUGGGAAAAAUCGCCCCAAUCGAGCAUGCUGACGCCUGUGGCAUGAAUAUUUACAACAUAGCAAAGGGUCAGUACGAUGACGAGUUGACGGCUUUGGCUGCUGGGGUUCAUCCUUCAUUGGAUGGCGCCUCGGAUGAAGAAACUGCUGCGGGAGUCGAGGAACUCAAAAGGAAAUUAGGUCCUAUCGACGAUAUUACCUACGAAGCGAUGGGCACUGUCUCUCCCUACUUUGUCAAAAGGUACGGCUUCAGCGAAAAUGCCAAGGUCUACUCCUUCACGGGCGACAAUUUGGCCACCAUUAUUUCCUUGCCAGUAGAACAAAACGAUGUCUUGAUGUCACUUGGUACAUCUACGACAGUUCUUUUAGUGACAGAGCAAUUCAAUCCAUCGUCUCAAUAUCAUUUGUUCAAGCACCCCACUAUGAAGAAUGCGUACAUGGGCAUGAUUUGCUACUGUAAUGGUGCAUUGGCUAGAGAGUACGUCAGGAAUGAUGUGAAUGAGAAGUAUAAAUUAAACCACGAUACCUGGGACAAGUUUGACGAGAUUCUUGAUUCCUCCACAAGCUUUGACAACAAGCUCGGGAUCUACUUUCCCCUUGGCGAAAUUGUACCCAACGCCGCUGCUCAAUUCUUAAGAUGCGAGUUACUUUCCGAUAAGCUGAUCAAAGAGAUCGAGAAUUGGGACUGCGAUGAGGACGUCACGUCUAUUGUAGAGUCGCAGACAAUCUCAUGCCGUUUGCGAGCUGGGCCCAUGUUGAGCGGCUCUGCUGGCAAUGCGGGUCAUGUCCAGAACUCCGAUAACCAAAAGUUGAAAAAUCUUUACGGCAAGUUGCACGACGACUUCGGAGACUUGUACACUGAUGGUAAGAAACAGACUUUUAGUUCUCUAACUGCGAGACCUAAAAACCUUUUCUUUGUUGGUGGUGCCUCCAAAAAUACAAGCAUCGUGCGUAAAAUGGCUACGAUCAUGGGUGCAACUGAGGGAAACUUCCAAGUUGAAAUUCCAAAUGCUUGCGCUCUCGGAGGCGCUUACAAAGCUAGUUGGAGUCACGAAUGCGAGCAAAAGGGAUCAUGGUUAGAUUACAAUGAGUACAUCAAGAGAAAUUUUGACUUCAAAGAAGUUGAUAGCUUGAAAGUGGAAAGCAAAUGGGAAAAUUAUUUUCCUGCAAUGGGUCUUUUGGCGAAGAUGGAAGAGAGAUUGAAACACGACUAG
This is a messenger RNA of Candidozyma auris, 1830 nucleotides long. RefSeq names its product xylulokinase (gene XKS1). Bases 1 to 1830 code for a protein of 609 amino acids. Gene Ontology annotation, cellular component: cytosol. Gene Ontology annotation, biological process: xylulose metabolic process. Gene Ontology annotation, molecular function: D-xylulokinase activity. The transcript has a single exon. The record is from RefSeq and is a predicted model, not a curated record. Lineage: Eukaryota; Fungi; Ascomycota; Pichiomycetes; Serinales; Metschnikowiaceae.